GGCGGUCGGCGGCGGCCGCUACGGUGCUGACAAGAUGGCGGCUGGCGGGGCUGUCGCUGCGGCGCCCGAGUGCCGGCUUCUGCCCUACGCGCUGCACAAGUGGAGCUCUUUCUCCUCCACCUACCUUCCCGAAAACAUUUUAGUGGAUAAACCAAAUGACCAAUCUUCAAGGUGGUCUUCAGAGAGCAACUAUCCUCCCCAGUAUUUGAUUCUGAAGCUUGAAAGGCCUGCUAUAGUCCAGAAUAUCACAUUUGGAAAAUAUGAGAAAACUCAUGUCUGCAAUUUGAAGAAAUUUAAAGUCUUUGGUGGAAUGAAUGAAGAAAAUAUGACAGAACUGUUGUCUAGUGGCUUAAAGAAUGAUUAUAACAAAGAAACGUUCACCUUGAAGCAUAAAAUUGAUGAACAGAUGUUCCCUUGUCGAUUCAUUAAAAUAGUUCCGCUCUUGUCCUGGGGACCCAGCUUUAACUUUAGCAUCUGGUAUGUUGAACUUAGUGGCAUAGAUGAUCCUGAUGUAGUACAACCCUGUCUCAACUGGUAUAGCAAGUACCGUGAACAGGAAGCCAUUCGCCUUUGCCUAAAACACUUCCGACAGCACAAUUAUACAGAGGCCUUUGAAUCACUGCAGAAGAAAACCAAGAUUGCCCUGGAACAUCCCAUGUUAACAGAUCUGCACGACAAACUGGUUUUGAAGGGUGAUUUUGAUGCUUGUGAAGAAUUGAUUGAAAAAGCUGUAAAUGAUGGCUUGUUUAAUCAGUAUAUCAGUCAACAGGAAUAUAAGCCGCGGUGGAGUCAAAUCAUUCCAAAAAGCACCAAAGGUGAGCCAACCCUUUCAGGUUGCAAAGGUGAUGGAGAAGAUAACCGACCGGGAAUGCGAGGAGGCCAUCAAAUGGUCAUUGAUGUUCAAACAGAGACCGUUUAUUUGUUUGGUGGCUGGGAUGGAACACAAGAUCUUGCGGACUUCUGGGCGUACAGUGUGAAGGAGAACCAGUGGACAUGUAUCUCUAGAGACACUGAGAAAGAGAAUGGUCCUAGUGCCAGGUCAUGUCAUAAAAUGUGCAUUGACAUUCAGCGAAGGCAGAUCUACACAUUAGGACGUUAUUUGGACUCCUCUGUGAGGAACAGCAAAUCUCUGAAAAGUGACUUCUAUCGUUAUGACAUUGACACAAACACGUGGAUGUUACUGAGUGAGGACACUGCUGCUGACGGAGGACCGAAAUUGGUGUUUGAUCAUCAGAUGUGUAUGGAUUCAGAAAAACAUAUGAUCUACACAUUUGGUGGCAGAAUUUUGACAUGUAAUGGCAGUGUAGACGACAGCAGAGCCAGUGAACCCCAGUUCAGUGGAUUGUUUGCUUUCAACUGUCAGUGUCAAACCUGGAAACUUCUUCGAGAAGACUCCUGUAAUGCUGGGCCUGAGGACAUCCAGUCUCGAAUAGGACACUGCAUGCUAUUCCACUCAAAAAACCGUUGCUUAUAUGUAUUUGGUGGCCAGCGGUCAAAGACCUAUUUGAAUGAUUUCUUCAGUUAUGAUGUGGACUCUGACCAUGUAGACAUAAUAUCAGAUGGCACCAAGAAGGAUUCUGGGAUGGUUCCAAUGACAGGAUUCACACAGAGAGCAACCAUUGAUCCAGAACUGAAUGAAAUACACGUCUUAUCUGGACUCAGCAAAGACAAGGAAAAGAGGGAGGAGAAUGUCAGAAAUUCAUUCUGGAUUUAUGACAUUGUGAGGAAUAGUUGGUCUUGUGUAUAUAAGAAUGAUCAAGCUGCAAAGGAAAAUCCAAGUAAAAGUCUUCAGGAGGAAGAGCCAUGUCCAAGAUUUGCCCACCAGCUUGUGUACGAUGAGUUACACAAGGUUCAUUAUUUAUUUGGUGGGAAUCCAGGAAAAUCCUGUUCUCCAAAGAUGAGAUUAGAUGACUUCUGGUCACUGAAGUUGUGUAGGCCAUCAAAAGAUUACUUACUGAGGCAUUGCAAAUACCUCAUAAGAAAACACAGUUUCAGCUCCUAGCGUCAGCUCUGUUCAGAUCUGGUUCUGACUUUACAGCUCUAGGUAAGUAUUCCAGUGUAUUUACCCAGACAGCUGUCCAGCCAUUUGGGAGGUUGGAUUUUGGUUUCUUUUAAAUGAAACAUCAGAGCAGAUGUUCAUCUACCAAACAAAGUUUCACAGUUGCAUACGUAAUGAUUAUUUUCUAAGCAUCAGUCACCAGUUCAUAGACUACCUUGCAGCUCCAAGUAUAUCAAGUGCUAUGUUACAUGUAAACAGACGGCAAUACAAGCAUGAUCAAAAUAAUUUGUAUAGCAUUGCUUUGGAGUGCAAGCUCCACUACUGAUGUACUUUCUGAGAGGUAAUACUUGUUGGUUGAACAGUUUUUCCUCUUAGUUUAUCCUUUUGGAAAUUGUAUGGUGUCAAGAGAAUGGCGACAGGGGAGGCAAUGGAACAAAUGUUUUGAGAGGGAAUUUCCAACUUAACCUCUUGUCAUUAUAUCACACAAUGAAUUCAUAUUAACCCCAUUGAUACCAAUACUAUUAUUAUUUGCCUUAUAAUUGAGCAAUGGUAUUGAAAUUUUCCAGUAUAUGUAAUAUAAAUACUACUGUUUAUCUUUGGAAUAAAAUAGCACUUUGGGAUAUCAGUUUAAUUUCUUCAUUGUUUGUCCUUCUUGUCUCUUAAAACUGAACUGUACCGUAGAGAAAAAAAUAAAGUACACAUAAUUCUGGUGCUUUUUAUGGGAUGGGAAGGAAUAGCAGUGUUCCUUCAAGUCCUUCUUUUUCCAUAAUAAGUGAUUGGGGCUCCUCUACCAAUCAAGGCGACUCCAGUCUGAAGUUUCUAACUUACGAAUAUGUAAGAUUUCACAGGGCAAGGCUGAGAUGACUGCUAUAAAAAACGACUCCAGUAGGUCCUAAGAAUUUUGAUAUGGCUUACCAUUAUUCUGUACGCUCAAGGCUUUAAAAAAAAAGCCUUCAGGCUGCUGAAACUCUCAAUACUAUGAUGACGGAGAAUCUAGAUGUAGGCACUGGUUUAGAAAGUUCAUGCUCUUCUGAAUUCUAUCAUUUGAAACAAAGAUUUUGUGAUACAUGCAAUGAGAGCCUGGCACGUAGGUAUUCAGUCCCAAUGAAUGCAUGUUAUAUAUGGAUACCACAGCCCAAGGACAUUAUUUUUUUGGUGGGUAGUACUGAAGUAUCUCUGGCUGACUUAUUUUUAGCCUUUAGAACAAGAAUUUCUUGAUAGUAGUUUAAAUAUGUUAGGGUGGUGUCAGCAAAUAUGUUACCUUUAGCCAACUGCUUUCCUCUGUCUCAGCUCUAGUCACUGCCAGCUAAUAUAUUUUCUGAAGAACCAUUUGUUUUACUUGGAUUCUAAAUGUUAAACCUCAAGAAACACAACAGAGAAAAGGACGAAGAGGAAAAAAUACCACGAGGGGAGCUUUCCUACCUUGUCAGAGGGAAGCAGUAUAGUUUAGUAGUUAAAAGGUUAGAAUUCAGCAUAGUGGUUAAAAGUCAGAGUCUAGAUUCAGUUACCAGCUCUGUCACUUGCUUAUUUUAAAAGUGACCUUGAGCAAGUUAUAACCUUCCUAAUCAUCACUUUCUUCACUUAUGAAAUAGAGAUAAUGAGAGUACUUAACUGAAAAUGUUGAGAGAAUUAAAUGAAAUAAUUAUGGUAAACAUUUAGCAAAAUACAACACUUAGUAAGUGCUCUACUCACCAAAAAAAAAAAAACAAACAAACACGCUAUAUCAUCAAAUCAAUUCCAAC
Molecule: messenger RNA, 3741 nt
Organism: Loxodonta africana (African savanna elephant)
Lineage: Eukaryota; Metazoa; Chordata; Mammalia; Proboscidea; Elephantidae
Gene: MKLN1
Product: muskelin 1
Exons: 16
Coding region: 35-2002 (655 amino acids)
Cellular component (GO): cytoplasm
Molecular function (GO): protein binding
Source: RefSeq, a predicted model, not a curated record